Messenger RNA from Priapulus caudatus, 4510 nucleotides. RefSeq names its product LIM and senescent cell antigen-like-containing domain protein 1. Lineage: Eukaryota; Metazoa; Priapulida; Priapulimorpha; Priapulimorphida; Priapulidae. Gene Ontology annotation, biological process: cell-cell adhesion; cell-cell junction organization; positive regulation of substrate adhesion-dependent cell spreading. Gene Ontology annotation, cellular component: focal adhesion; cell-cell junction; cytoplasm. Bases 1133 to 2218 code for a protein of 361 amino acids. The transcript is spliced from 10 exons. The record is from RefSeq and is a predicted model, not a curated record.
CGCAGAAAUACUGGCUGUGGGCGCGUAGGUGUUGUCGGCGUAGCUGUGUGGGCAGGUUUUUGCCCGCAUUUUUCCUCGUGAUCAUACCGAUUCUAAGGCAGGCACUGCAAAAAUGGAUCUCACACAUCGAUAGGCGUGAAUUGUGUGUUUAGAAUGCCUUCACGCCCACACGCACUUGUCGCGGGCAAGCGUGACGAGCUUGGAUGGAUUAUAUAUAUAUAUUAGGCCGCGCUCUUUCCUCUUCGAGUGGUGUCUGCGGGCGUCUCUAACUCGUGCUAGCGCGCGGAGGGGACAUGCGUCAUAUUGCCCAGAAAUAAGGUAGAGCGUUACAUGAAUAGGAAGUGACGUACAUCCAAGCACACACGUCAUUGUCUGACUGACUGCGUGUAGUUACAGCUGCUGCUCGUUCGUCUGUUUACAAACUUCUACUGCUGUGAUUGUGAUCGUGUUUUCUCUCCCAGCGAGGCGGUGUGAGAAAUGUAAAUUUGUGUGUGAGUUGCUAGCUUCAUUCUCAAGGCUGUGAGCUGAUAGAGAAACCUGGAACGAAAACAGAUCUAGAGUAUCGGAUAUCGGAAACGUUUCAUUCAAGUUGUAUUCAAGUGUAAACGUGGCUUUAGUAAAGAAAUAUAAAGAAGAAGAGGUAGAAGAAGAAGAAGAACAACAAGAGAAAGAAGAAGAAGCGGUUUAAGGAGGCAUACCUAAACGAAAACAGAGCUUCGGAUAUCAGAAACGUUUCUUUCAAAUUGUGUAAAAGUGUAUACGUGUUACUGUUAAAGAAGAGGGAGGAGAGUUGCAAGCAUAUAUAUAGACCACACCACAAAGAAAACACAGGUUUUCAUGUUGACAAUUGCUGUUGUGAUCAUUGUGUCGCGUCGCUAGACAGACCAGAGACUUUCUGCAACAAAAACCGGAACAUACACACAACACACGAACUACGGAACAUACUGUUACAUACGUCACAUGAUCAACAAUCAACAGCACAUAGACACAACACGAACUGCGGAAGGUCAACAGUAAAGUAAGCAAUCAACGGAGCAUACACACGGCAGACGACGUGCGGCGAGAGACGCUGUGGGCACACCAAGAACGCUCUCGGUUCCUGCUAGAGCUCGUUCCACACGUUCAUAGUUCCAUGUUCGCCCGGCGUCGCUCUGCGAUCUCCGACUACUUCCGAAGGUUAAAGUCGCAAGUCGACCACAAGAUGGCCACGUCGAUGUUGGGGUACAGGAGAGAGGGCGCCACCGGUGGCCGGCGGGGCGCGCACGGGGGCACGCCGCAGCCGCGCAUUCGUCUGCAGCCGAUCAGCGCCAGCGAGCUGUACCAGCGACGGACUCGGUCGGCGAACGACACGGUGCGAAACAGACGACAAGACGCUCGGACAAUGUCGCUAGGCAAUGCCAUCUGCGCGCGCUGCAGCGAGGGAUUUGGUGCCCAUGAGCAGAUGGUCAAUUCCGGAGGAGAGGUGUGGCACACCAAAUGCUUCGUUUGUGCACAGUGCUUCCAACCAUUUCCCGAUGGAGUAUUUUACGAGUUUGAAGGCAGAAAGUAUUGUGAACAUGACUUCCACGUUCUAUUCGCACCAUGCUGUGGAUUAUGCAGGCAAUGGGGAGGGAAGGCUGUGGGCACUGAUAAAUACAUGUGCCACAAGUGCCACACGGUCUGUGAGGAGGGCCACAUUAAAUAUAAGAGUGAAGUUUAUCAUCCAUACCAUUUCAACUGUAAAACAUGUGGUGUGGAGUUGAAUUUAAAUGCCAGAGAGAAAGAUGGGGAACUGUACUGCUUGCGAUGUCAUGACAAGAUGGGAAUUCCGAUAUGCGGCGCGUGCCGACGGCCGAUAGAGGACGCUCGUAUUGUCAACGCGAUGGGCAAGCAGUGGCAUGUAGAGCACUUUGUCUGCGCAAAGUGUGAGAAGCCGUUCCUCGGCAGCAGGCACUUUGAGAAGAAGGGACAAGCCUACUGUGAACUACACUACCAUAAGCUGUUUGGAAACGUUUGCUUCGUCUGCAACCAAGUUGUCACGGGAGACGUGUUCCAAGCACUUAACAAGAGCUGGUGCGUGCCACACUUUUCAUGUUCUCUAUGUGAUCAGAAAAUGGGUCCAAGGACCAAGUUUUACGAAUUCGACCUGAAACCCGUCUGUAAGAAGUGCUACGAGAGGUUUCCCGGUGAGCUGAAGAGACGACUAAUGAGGUCACUCAAGCAGUCGCCGUACAAAUAGCCAGCACGUGCGCGCUCGUGCGUUGUGCCGCGAGUCAGCCGCAGAUCGAUGUGAGUGCGAACAACGCGCCGCCGCCGCCGUCACCCGGGGGGCGAGAUCUACCCUUGCUUCGCCCGCGUCACAUCUACACGAUGCGCGCGCACCGACGCGGCACGACUCGACGUCCCCGCCCCCGCUCGCAGAAUCGCACGUUCGUAUUGCCAGUCGUGACGGAUACUUGUGUGAGUGGCCUAGAUACGUGAUGAACGACGACGGUAAGGACCGAACUUGUGCGUAGCGUGACCCGUGGCAUGACAGCGGUCGCAUGCGGUGACAGUGGUCACGCGUGGUAGUUACGGGGCUAAACAAGGUCGCGCGCGGUAGCUGCGUGGCGUGGCAAGGUCGCAUGUGCCUGAUGAGUUUACUGCUCAAAUAUGUUAGAAAAGAAGCGUGAAUUGCUACGAUAUUCGAUUAGAACCCUGUAGAGGUGCCUUACAGAUGGUAGAGUCGCGAAUUGUUCUCGCUCUGUGUGUUCGUCUUUCGUCACCUGCAUUUAUUCAUUUGUCGUGUAUUCAAUGUGGGUCUGUUAGCGUUGCCCCAAAGUGCAGGCAAUUUUACGCUGUUACAGGUUGUAAACGAUGGAAAAAUUCAUGUGCAUAAAAGAUGCAACGUGUAAUGCGGUAAGGCGCUUAGGUAGGUGAUCGUAUAAUAGAAGGACGAUACCAGCAGUUGUCUAUCACACAGAAUCGUAAAUGGUUGUGGGUAAUUAUGUGGGUGCUUACGUGGAAUGAAACAACAACUUAUAUUCGUGUAUGCGUAUUCGUGUGUGUAUUCGUGUAUUAGUAUAUGCGUGUCUAUUAUAGGAUUAUAGCAGAAAGAAUGGUCAGACGUGAAGGAGAUUUCAGAUUAAGUGCUACUAGGCUAUUGCUAAGCGUCGAAAGUGCAUAUCUGUAGCUAAAUGUUAAGAUAUAAGGUACCGUAUUCCUAUAGCUUGAAUGCUUAUAGAGUAGUGCAGAUGAUUAGGAUCUAUGAUACUUGCUGUGCAUAACUUGAUCUUGUACUUGAAGAAGUUUGAAGUUCAAGUAGAGAUCUAAAGGUCGUAGGGGGUGCAAUGGUUCUGUCAUACUGAUUCAAUAUCAGUUGCUCCUGUGUUCCUAACACUAAUAUCAAGUUUGUUCCAAGGCAGAGUAUAAACAAUUGAGGACUAAUUAUAGAGAAGUACUUAUUUUCAAGGCUAAGUAAAGCUAAGGGUAGGUUUGAGCUAAGUUAAAAGUAUUGUGGACCAUACUGUCUGCGCCACUAAGAUACAUUUGAUAAUGUGUUAAACCACAGGUAUAUAUUGCAAUUGGGUAGGCAAUAUUGAAGUAUUGCCUACAUGUACUGUGCCAAUAUGUCUUUGUAUUGCCUACCCGAUCUGACUGCAUUGCUUGUCGAGUCUAUUUUGUUCCAGUGCCAAAGUAGAAUGCGAAACAUGUUCAGCACGGGCUUGCUUGUUGUGUCGGUAUCAUUCCUAGUAUAAAAUCCUGCUCUUGGUAAAUAUGAUAUUUACACAGCAGUCUACCAUAUGUACUAAUAUAUACACACGGCUCUCUAUUGCUAUUCUUAUGCUAGUAAUAAUUACAUUCCUGAAUGCGAGGAUCUUUGUCCAUAUUAGGAUAUCUAUAUAUAUAUGUAUAAAUGGAAAGAGAUUUAUGUACAUUAGAUAUUUAUUUUAUUUAUAACUGGUCGUCAACAGCCUUGUUAGUAGUUUGUUUAACCAUAGAGCCAUGGCUUCAUAGGAUGUGCAGAGUGUAUAGCAAUUCGCCAUUUGUGACAUGCACCCAUGCCAUAUUUAACCGUAUUGUCAUAGCGGAGACCUGAUUUUACUUGCCAAUAUUGGGCAAUUGAUUUGUUUGUGUAUGCAAGGAAGGGUGUAGCUAAGACAAUCGCGUGUAAACCAUUAAAACGUGUAUAUUGGUUUUACACGAUCAGCGAUCUGUGAUGAACUAGCGUUGUGUGUGACGCCGGCAUGUUAUUAUAUGCUAUAUGUAUACACACAUAUAUAUAGGCCUAUGUAGGUACAUUAUCGUGAGAAUGUUUUAUGUCAUCGGAAUAGCGGUAACAUUCCAGCAACUAAAACUAAAACUAUCUGAGCUGUUCCCAGGCCUGCCGUGGCAAUGUCUGCGCAGUUCCCAUAGGUUUGUCGCACACUUGUGUGCGAAAUGCGAUUUAAAAAGGCGCAGUCUUCUGUGCAUGACCUUUCCUGUUUGACCUUACUAUGCGAAUACUGGAUAAAAUAAACGUGCCUAUCUGGUGGCAUUGAAAAGUGCAAAA